Molecule: messenger RNA, 141 nt
Organism: Aspergillus niger
Lineage: Eukaryota; Fungi; Ascomycota; Eurotiomycetes; Eurotiales; Aspergillaceae
Exons: 2
Coding region: 1-141 (46 amino acids)
Source: RefSeq, a predicted model, not a curated record
AUGAAGAUCUCAUCCAUUCUUUUCACAGCCCUCUUUGCAGCCCUUGUCACGGCUGGACAUGUGCACAACGAUGACAAAGUGUCUGCGCAUGGAAAGAUGAAGCGACAGGCAGAACUUGAGAAAUUGCCCCACCACCAUUGA